This is a messenger RNA of Calidris pugnax (ruff), 420 nucleotides long. RefSeq names its product basic phospholipase A2 homolog. Lineage: Eukaryota; Metazoa; Chordata; Aves; Charadriiformes; Scolopacidae. The transcript has 4 exons. Gene Ontology annotation, biological process: lipid catabolic process; arachidonate secretion; negative regulation of T cell proliferation. Gene Ontology annotation, molecular function: phospholipid binding; calcium ion binding. The coding region runs from base 1 to 420 and encodes 139 amino acids. The record is from RefSeq and is a predicted model, not a curated record.
AUGAACUCCCUCCUCGCCUUCGCUGUGCUGUUUGCUUGGGGUUUGUCCCUGGCUCACGGGGACCUCUGGCAGCUGCAGAAGAUGAUCACGAAGGCAACGGGGAAAAAUGCUUUGCUGCAUUACUCCUUCUACGGCUGCUACUGUGGCUUGGGGGGCAAGGGGCAGCCCAAGGAUGCCACGGACAGAUGCUGCCAGGUGCAUGAUGCCUGCUACGACAGCCUCCUGAGCUACGGCUGUGAUGCCAAGAAGCAGAACUACCGCUACAGCUGGCACGACAGCAGCCUCGUCUGCCCUAGACAGGAUCCCUGGUGCUCCCAGCUCUCCUGCGAGUGCGACCGCAGCCUGGCGCUCUGCCUGAAGAGAAGCAAACACAGCUACAGCAAACGUUACCUCUUCUACCUCAAGCACCGCUGCCGGUGA